This is a messenger RNA of Argentina anserina (silverweed cinquefoil), 1008 nucleotides long. Its product is annotated as bidirectional sugar transporter SWEET17-like. The coding region runs from base 129 to 836 and encodes 235 amino acids. NCBI's taxonomy places the organism in Eukaryota, Viridiplantae, Streptophyta, Magnoliopsida, Rosales, Rosaceae. Gene Ontology annotation, molecular function: sugar transmembrane transporter activity. The record is from RefSeq and is a predicted model, not a curated record. Gene Ontology annotation, biological process: carbohydrate transport. The transcript has 6 exons. Gene Ontology annotation, cellular component: membrane.
GCUAGCUAGCUCAAACACUUUCAUACUCCUACCAUAUGCUAGUGUAGUUUCAUUGCUUCAAGUCUUACUUUCCUUGGCGGGGAUUGACUAAUAAGGUGUUAACUAUCUCGAUCAUAUUGUUCCUCAGCAUGGCAAUAAGUUCGAUCACCAUUUUUGGGGUCCUAGGCAACAUUAUGUCAGGAUUAGUCUACCUUUCUCCUGCAAAUGUAUUUGUGAGAAUCGCCAAGCGUAGGUCGACUGAGGAAUUUGAGAGCAUUCCUUAUGUUAGCAAACUGUUGAAUGCCUACUUCUGGGUUUACUAUGGAUUUAUUAAGCCUAACAGCGUGCUCGUAGCAACUGUCAAUGUUUUUGGUGCUGCCGUCGAGAUUGUUUUUCUCACCAUAUUUCUACUUUUUGCACCUCCGAGGAUGAAGAUCAGGACUGCCAUACUAGUUGUAGUUCUCGAUGUGGCGUUUCCAGGAGUGACGAUUUUGCUUACUCACUUUCUGCUAGACGGGGAUACAAGGAUCGAUGUUGCUGGAAUCUGGUGUGUAAUUUUCAGCAUGAUUGCAUAUGCUUCCCCUCUUUCAGCUAUGAAAACUGUUGUGGCGUUAAAGAGUGUGGAGUACAUGCCCUUCCUUUUAUCUUUCAUCCUUUUCCUUAAUGGAGGAGUCUGGACACUGUAUGCCAUUCUUGCAAAGGACUUGUUUGUUGGAAUUCCAAAUGGAAGUGGAUUUUUACUCGGAACUGCUCAGCUGAUUCUCUAUUUCAUAUACUGGAAACCGAAGUCAUCAAAGCAAGAAUCUGAGGAUCAACAGAUAACUGAAUCACUCGUAUCUAAUCCUUCACCGGUUUAAAGAUUGGAUAUGAAGAGAACUUGAUCCUGCGCCCGCGCGCAUAUGAUUUGUUGGCAGUUUUUCUGAUAUAAUCUAUAAUUUUUUGCCCUUCUUUACACAUUACUGAUUGAGUUUGAGACGAGUGGAUCUCAGAUCGAAAAUAUAAAGUUGUUGUAAUUCUACGUGUUUAUCA